AUAGCGGAGUGGAUAACAGCUCUGUUCCUCAGGCUGCAGUUAGAAUGGAGUGGAGCGGGACGUAGUGCUGCAGGGUAUGGAUUUACACAAAGUGCUGCUGGUUGUGCUGAGCAUGGUGGGCUCGGACCUGUCCUGUGUUUGGUCCAAACCGCUGGACUUCAUUUGUGACCCCGAGGCCAGAAAGGUCAUGAACAAGGUCACAGAGCUGGAACAGGACUUGGUGGACUGCAGCGCUGCAGCCUCCCUCCCUAACUCCAUCAGAUUACCCUGCAUUAAAGUCCACAUGGCAACCUGGAGAACCAAAUCCGUCCCGCAGCGCCGGGCAGAAGUCCUGCUUUCUCUGGGUUCUCUGCUGCAGGAUGUCCGGCGGGCCCGGGAUCAGAGCCAGUUGGGCUGUGGGCUGAACCUGCUGGAGCGUUUGGACCGCAGCAUCAAUAACUACCUGCUCGUGCUCACACACCUACACAAGCAGGUGAGCUAUUCAUCAAAGGAGCAGGAGGAGUCAGAGGGCACCGAGGCACCAGCCUGUUUGGGGCAGGACUCUCAGGAUUUGGGUCUGGUUCUGAAGCAUUUUGGACGCUUGAUCUCCGGGAAGCUGGAAUGGCUGGUUUUAGACAUGGCGCAGGCGUGCUAAAGACUAAUGAUCACGUCCAACUGUUUCUGUACGUCCACUUCCUCACAUUCCGCUUAGCCUGCCUCUGACAGACGGGUCCUUUCUUCACCAGCCUGGAGCCACCUUCCAGAAAAUGGAGGGCCAGACACACACACUCACACACACACACACAGGAUUCCUCAAGCUGCUGGAGCUUCAUGGGAACUGAUGGAAACACAGCACCAUCUACUGGAGCACAGGAGCACUGCAAUCACAGACUGAGUCAGGAUGACUCAUGAGACUAAAACAGACAUGACUCAAAGAGACCAACACCUACCAAUCUGUGCUUCACUGGACACUUUAUUAGAAACACCCUGCCUUUUAUCUCUAUACUGCUGGCCACUUUAUUAGAAACACCCUGCCUUUUAUCUCUAUACUGCUGGCCACUUUAUUAGAAACACCCUGCCUUUAUCUCUAUACUGCUGGCCACUUUAUUAGAAACACCCUGCCUUUAUCUCUAUACUGCUGGCCACUUUAUUAGAAACACCCUGCCUUUAUCUCUAUACUGCUGGCCACUUUAUUAGAAACACCCUGCCUUUAUCUCUAUACUGCUGGCCACUUUAUUAGAAACACUCUGCCUUUUAUCUCUAUACUGCUGGCCACUUUAUUAGAAACACUUUGCUUUUUAUCUAUAUACUGCUGGCCACUUUAUCAGAAACACUCUGCCUUUUAUCUCUAUACUGCUGGCCACUUUAUUAGAAACACUCUGCCUUUUAUCUCUAUACUGCUGGCCACUUUAUUAGAAACACUUUGCUUUUUAUCUAUAUACUGCUGGCCACUUUAUUAGAAACACUUUGCUUUUUAUCUAUAUACUGCUGGCCACUUUAUCAGAAACACUCUGCCUUUUAUCUCUAUACUGCUGGCCACUUUAUUAGAAACACUCUGCCUUUCAUCUCUAUACUGCUGGCCACUUUAUCGAAAACACCCUGCCUUUAUCUCUAUACUGCUGGCCACUUUAUUAGAAACACUCUGCCUUUUAUCUCUAUACUGCUGGCCACUUUAUUAGAAACACUUUGCUUUUCUGUGAG
Messenger RNA from Astyanax mexicanus (Mexican tetra), 1680 nucleotides. It is a transcript of the gene thpo, whose product is annotated as thrombopoietin. Gene Ontology annotation, biological process: cell population proliferation. Gene Ontology annotation, molecular function: cytokine activity; hormone activity. Lineage: Eukaryota; Metazoa; Chordata; Actinopteri; Characiformes; Acestrorhamphidae. Gene Ontology annotation, cellular component: extracellular region. The record is from RefSeq and is a predicted model, not a curated record. Bases 77 to 634 code for a protein of 185 amino acids. The transcript has 6 exons.